This is a messenger RNA of Patiria miniata (bat star), 2525 nucleotides long. RefSeq names its product neurogenic locus Notch protein-like. Gene Ontology annotation, cellular component: plasma membrane; protein-containing complex. The coding region runs from base 1 to 1491 and encodes 496 amino acids. Gene Ontology annotation, biological process: heterophilic cell-cell adhesion; establishment or maintenance of epithelial cell apical/basal polarity. The transcript has 10 exons. Lineage: Eukaryota; Metazoa; Echinodermata; Asteroidea; Valvatida; Asterinidae. The record is from RefSeq and is a predicted model, not a curated record.
AUGAGGUUGAACCAAGCCGUGCCCAACCAACAGCGGAGGGAGCUGCUGCGAGAGUCGCUUUGUCAAGAAGUUUGGAUCAGAUACUCCAUUGAGACAUUGAUGAGUGUUGCGAAUACAUACACCCGGACCAAAAUGCUGACUAUUCAAUUUGGAGUUUUGGUGUUAUUGAUUUAUGCUGCCUUGUUCUUAGAUGGAACAACAGCGAUGUCCUGCUACAUGGGCCAGGAGCUGGACCCCUUCAGCGGUAGAUACCGCUGGGUGAUCCCCGUAAAGAACCCCUGUCAUUGCAAGGAGGUACACGUGGAUUCACUCAACACCCGAGCACCCAGCAGACCCUUCAAUGUGACCUACUAUGACACCUUCUUGCGAAGCAGCGAUCCAAUGGAGAUCGGAACAUUUCUGAACUGCACCCAGACUGGUACCGAUCCCUGUCUGUCCAAUCCAUGUCAGAAUUAUGGAUCCUGCUCAUCUCAGCCUACUCUGACUGGUGUGAUGUAUUCGUGUCAUUGCUUGUCAAGUUUCUUCGGACCCACCUGCGACAUAGCAGACCCGUGUCUGUCAAAUCCAUGUCAGAAUAAUGGAUCCUGCUUACUUGGGACUACUGGUGCUGGUUUGACGUAUUGGUGUGUUUGCCCGUCAGAUUUCUUCGGACCCACCUGCGACAUAUCAGACCCGUGUCUGUCAAGUCCAUGUCAGAAUAAUGGAUCCUGCUCAUCUGUUCGUACUGAGACCAGUGUGAAGUAUUCGUGCAUUUGUCCGUUAUAUUUCUUCGGGGCUACCUGCAACAUAUCAGAAUUACCAGCGUCUUGCGGAGCCUACAUGGAGUCUGGUCGAUCUCAUGGCAGCGGGUACUACACGAUCCAAGUUGGAUGCGCAGGGAACAAACAGCUGACUGUCUAUUGCGAUCAACAUUCCAAUGGCGGAGGAUGGAUGAGGUUUUAUCAGAAGACUGGUCCGAGCAAUUGCUCGGGUUACAACUUCACUUGGACCGGAGAGCUGAUCACAUGUAUGGGGCUCGACACCGAUAUCACUGGGUUUGCAGUGAGUGAUGACGUCACCACCGUCAACACCGACAACUCGUGGAUCCUGAGGGAUAGUUCUGGGCCCUCUGGUUCCCAACCACUGACACUCCCUGCCGCUGCCGUCCUCGCCAAAUUGGCCAAUUGCAAAACCCCAACAGGAGUCGAUUGGUCUCAGGAUUACCACGAUGGAUACGCGAAAUUCCGGGGCGCACUCGGAACAAAUGGUAACUGGACGAGAAUGUAUACAGGAUGCUAUGACAACGUAGACAUCGGCGACCAAUUCACAUUCCACAUCGGUGGAGGGUCUAGUCAAACCGGCGAAUUCAUCAAUGUGGGAUGCAACACCUACGGGAACAAGUACGAGCCAGUGUCUCAUAACAGGCUCACUUCUCUUUGGAUCUCGGACAAUGUGCGUGCUAUCUGGAUCAUGACAAAGCAUCUGACGACUGCAGAAGGAAAUACGCCGUAGUACAUUGUAUAACGUGGACCCAACGUUGUUGCACCUUAUGCAGUUUAGAUGUAUCGUUUCGGUUUGCGGUAACACCACGUGGUAAUAACUACUGCUUAGAAGAUAUUUAGUUCUGAAAAGAACUUGUCCUGCUUAUUAUCAACUUUUGCUAAGUAGUUUUUUUUUGUUCUGAUAAGAACAGUCCUGCUUUAAGUUCUAAAAGAACUUUGGUCUCGGAUUAGAUGUGUUGAGCUAUGCAGCUAUCGGAUGGCAAAACAGCCUAUAACUGGAAAAUUUGAGCUUUUGAGACAAUGACCACUUCUGAGAAUUUUAAGGGCGCUCUUUUGUUUCUGAAAGUUUUAACGCCACGGGGCGUAUGGUUUUGCAGAUAGCAUGAACUAUCUCACAUUCUUUUUGAAAUUUUACCUUAUAAGAUCUUUACUUGAGUUAGGUCAUGCACGCGUCUGUGGUUUUUAUGACGAAACUGCCCUAACUCUCAAUUAAAUAGUUCGCUGACUUGAAGAUGGGUUGUUUUUCCCACAAAAUCCAUAGCGAAGAAGAUCAGUGCAUUUUUGUGCAUGCUACGAGUUAGGCCUUCACUCAUAACAGUUAAGUCUAACUAAAGAUAGACUGCUUUGCCAACAAAGUAUUAGAGUUUAGUGCUUGAUAUAAUUAUUUCGUGUCAAAGGAUUUUAAUUCACAGACAUGAUUAGGCCUUAAUUUCCAAAAUCUUCAACCCACUUACAUACUCCAAACUUGGAAAAAUAAGUAUCAAAACAAUUCCUACAUUCAUGCAUUCAGUUCCAACCCAAUCAUAUCUCACAUUAUGUUUUGUACAUCGUAACAUUCGCACUUGCCGAAAAGUGUGCUGCGAAAAUAACUAUACGCAAUGAAAAUGCGACUUUAGUAAUUAAGAGGUAACUGCGAGGUAUACGUCUCUCAUACUUACACAAUUCCUAAUGGUCCCUUGCAGUCCCUAAUGACGCGCUCCGUUCACAAAUACCCCCUCACCGGCAAAGAAAGUACAGUUGGGGGUGACCGUCGACCGACGCCAU